ACAUAGUUCCUGGAAUCGUCCUCGACAUUUCUCCUUCGUUUCCUGGCCAUCUGGCGCUUUUCUUUUUGCUUUCCUUAGGGUUGAGAAAAGCCAUCCUACCGGGUCCCGUCGAGAUGAAGUCCCUUUUCAACCUCGCAUUCCUCCUGUGGCUUCUGCCCUUUUCCUACGCAUUGAGAUUCGAACUACCUGCACAUUCGGGCCACAGCGCGAAGAACGAGCGAUGUAUACGAAACUUUGUGACCAAAGACACGCUCGUUGUUGUCACUGCGAUCGUCAGUGGCAGCAGAGGGGACGGACAGAUGGUCAAUAUGCAUAUCAAAGACGCCGUUGGCAAUGACUACGGCCGACCGAAAGACGUUGCGGGGGAGAAGAGAAUGGCUUUCACGAGUCUGGCGGACACUGCCUUUGACGUUUGUUUCGAGAACACCUUGGUCGGGCGAUCCCAUUUGCAGAACCCGUCUCGCCACGUCGAACUCGACAUCGACAUCGGUGCCGACGCCCGUGACUGGUCGGCGAUCCAGGCGUCCGAAAAGCUGAAGCCCGUCGAAACCGAGCUGCGACGGAUAGGGGAGACGGUGAACGAGAUCGUGCAGGAAUUGGAGUACCUACGACUUAGGGAGCAGAAACUCCGGGACACCAACGAGAGCACCAACGAGCGGGUGAAGUGGUUCGCUCUGGGAACGAUGGGAAUGCUGGUGGGCUUGGGUGCGUGGCAGGUCGUGUAUCUGCGAGCUUACUUCAGGUCCAAGCACCUCAUCUAAUCGCCCUUGCCACAAUCUUGUACUAUUCUCCGUAUGUCGAGGAAUUGCCAUACUCCAAAAAAGAAACCUUUGCAGGGAAGGAACGAGAGAUAUAAUGAUGAUGAUCCCUGGUUUAGAUCAAAGAAGAAAAAAGUUCACUUCGAUGUGGUGUCAUAAUAACAACAUCGCAUUCUCUGUAUUUCCUACGCCCCGGCAGAGGCAUCCCGAAGAGAGUAUAAUUGAAAAGUCGCAUCGUCGUGACAGCAAUGAAAUCGACUGAUUGUGCAGGCAUGCGUUACGAUCAUCUUCACAAAGACGCAGGCCACAGUGUGUACACCCAAAACAGUCCACCCUCG
Exophiala oligosperma is the source of this 1096-nucleotide messenger RNA. Its product is annotated as endoplasmic reticulum vesicle protein 25. The record is from RefSeq and is a predicted model, not a curated record. Lineage: Eukaryota; Fungi; Ascomycota; Eurotiomycetes; Chaetothyriales; Herpotrichiellaceae. Gene Ontology annotation, cellular component: Golgi apparatus; COPII-coated ER to Golgi transport vesicle; endoplasmic reticulum. The transcript has 4 exons. Gene Ontology annotation, biological process: intracellular protein transport; Golgi organization; endoplasmic reticulum to Golgi vesicle-mediated transport. Bases 114 to 761 code for a protein of 215 amino acids.